Penicillium taxi is the source of this 1542-nucleotide messenger RNA. RefSeq names its product dihydrolipoyl dehydrogenase. The record is from RefSeq and is a predicted model, not a curated record. Gene Ontology annotation, molecular function: flavin adenine dinucleotide binding; dihydrolipoyl dehydrogenase (NADH) activity. Gene Ontology annotation, cellular component: oxoglutarate dehydrogenase complex; mitochondrion. The transcript has 4 exons. Bases 1 to 1542 code for a protein of 513 amino acids. NCBI's taxonomy places the organism in Eukaryota, Fungi, Ascomycota, Eurotiomycetes, Eurotiales, Aspergillaceae.
AUGUUCCGCUCCGUACCCCGGGCUUUGCCCCGAGCAAGCCUCCGCGCCUGCGCGGUCCCUUCUGCUCUCCCUUCCCACAUUAUUACUCCUUCUAUGCUCUUCAUUGGCCGCUCAAAACGUGGUUAUGCCUCUGAUGCUGGUGAUCACGAUGUUGUUAUCAUUGGUGGUGGUGUCGCUGGUUACGUCGCCGCUAUCAAGGCUGGUCAGGAAGGUUUGAAGACUGCCUGUAUCGAGAAGCGUGGAACCCUCGGCGGUACCUGCUUGAACGUCGGAUGUAUCCCUUCCAAGUCUCUGCUCAACAACUCCCACCUUUACCACCAGGUCCUCCAUGACACCAAGAAGCGCGGUAUCGAGGUCGGCGAGGUCAAGCUCAACCUGGCCCAGAUGCUCAAGGCCAAGGACACUUCCGUUGAUGGUCUCACCAAGGGUAUUGAGUACCUCUUGAAGAAGAACAACGUUGAUUACAUUAAGGGUUCUGGUUCGUUCGUCGAUGCCAACACUGUCAAGGUUGACCUGCUCGACGGUGGUGAGCAGACUGUCCGCGGAAAGAACAUUAUUAUUGCCACUGGCUCCGAGGCCACUCCCUUCCCCGGUUUGAACAUCGAUGAGAAGCGCAUCAUCUCCAGUACUGGUGCCCUUUCUCUCCAGGAGGUUCCUAAGAAGAUGGUUGUCAUUGGUGGUGGUAUUAUCGGUCUUGAGAUGGCUUCCGUCUGGUCCCGUCUCGGUGCUGAGGUUACCGUUGUUGAAUUCCUGGGCCAGAUCGGUGGACCCGGUAUGGAUGCUGAGAUCGCCAAGCAGGCACAAAAGAUCCUGGCCAAGCAGGGCAUCAAGUUCAAGACCGGCACCAAGGUUCUGAAGGGUGAUGACAGUGGUGCUACCAUCACCCUCGAUGUCGAGGCUGCUAAGGGUGGAAAGGAGGAGACUCUGGAGGCAGACGUUGUGCUGGUCGCUAUCGGCCGCCGCCCUUACACCGAGGGUCUGGGUCUGGAGAACAUUGGUAUUGACAAGGACGACCGCGGCCGUCUGGUCAUCGACCAGGAGUACCGCACUAAGGAGUCCCACAUCCGCGUGAUCGGUGAUGUGACAUUCGGUCCCAUGCUGGCCCACAAGGCCGAGGAGGAGGCUGUUGCCGCCAUUGAGUACAUCCAGAAGGGUCACGGCCACGUCAACUACGCUUGCAUCCCCAGUGUGAUGUACACCCACCCCGAGGUUGCCUGGGUUGGCCAGACCGAGGCUGAGAUCAAGGCCGCCGGUACCAAGUACAACGUCGGCAGCUUCCCCUUCAGCGCCAACUCUCGUGCCAAGACCAACCUUGACUCCGAGGGUAUUGUCAAGUUCAUCGCCGAUGCCGAGACUGACCGCAUCCUCGGUGUCCACAUUAUCGGCCCCGGUGCCGGUGAGAUGAUCGCCGAGGCCACCCUGGCUAUUGAGUACGGUGCCUCUAGUGAGGACGUUGCCCGGACAUGCCACGCCCACCCCACUCUCUCCGAGGCCUUCAAGGAGGCUGCCAUGGCCACCUACUCCAAGGCCAUCCACUUCUAG